Messenger RNA from Misgurnus anguillicaudatus (oriental weatherfish), 1314 nucleotides. Lineage: Eukaryota; Metazoa; Chordata; Actinopteri; Cypriniformes; Cobitidae. The record is from RefSeq and is a predicted model, not a curated record.
GUAUUUUUUUGUAUGUGAUACAUGUACAUUAAAUAUUGAAUGAAUGAGAAUAAGAACAGUCCUACCAUUUGUCUUAACUAUUUUCUUCCUGUUGUGGUUUUCAGGUUGAUGAUUUCAUUUGUCAGAGUGCAUCGCAUCACACGUAGACCAUCUAGAUGCUUUUAUUGUUUUAGUUACAAAGAGUUUAGCAGGAUAGAAAAGACAGUCUAACUCACAAUGCCUGGAUUUUGUUACUAUUAUGUUUGGCUGUUUCUGUUUGACAUUUUUAUGAGAGAAACUCUUGGUGUCACAGUGCAGACGGGCUUAUACAGUCGAGUUGAGCUGACAGGAGAAAACCUGGAUCAUCAAAAUGACCUGGAGUCUGUGGAAUGGAAAAACCUAAACAAAUCCUGUCUUUGUCUUCAGUUUGAUAAAAAGAGUAGUAACACCACAAACUACAGUCCAUGCUGUGGAAAAGCUCAUUUCUAUUUGAACAAUAACACUCUCAUUUUAGAGAAUGUGACAGCACAGGAUGAAGGAGUCUUUAUGGAAACUAUAGUUAAUGGAAGUGGAAUUACAAAAACAUUUAACUUUACAUUAUAUAUUGCACAUCCACCAAAUGCAACAGGAAUUGCGGUCACCUGCACCACCAACACAUCAGUGUCUCUCACAUGUGAAGUGACCGCGACAUUUACACACAUAAUGUGGAAGAGAGAAGAUUCUCCCAUUCUAGAAGAUGACAGACACUCAUUGAGUAAAAACAACCAGACUCUAAACAUCACUAAUAUGACCAGAUCAGAUGAUGGAAAAUACAGUUGUGUGGCGACAAAUGCAUAUGGAAAAUCAGAAACGCACACAAAUGUUAUCUGUGAGAAACGCUUCAUGCACAGUAAGUAUUAUAUUUUAAAGAGCACCGGGAAUAAAACCAAGAACAUUUACUUUGUUUGUAAUGCUCUGCUGCAGAAAAAUGUGUUUCAAACUUUGCACAGAUCGUUAGAAACGUAUUUGGACAGAUAUCAAUGUGGUAAAUAUUAACAAUCUACGUUUUGUUUUUCUGUCAAGGUGAGAACGUAACUUCAAACUUCGGAGUCGGACUGAUCAGAUCUAAACGUGGAUUCACAAUCAUAGGCCUUUUGGGAUUGUGUAUAUGUUCUGUAUCAUUAACAAAUAGCUUCACUGACUUCUAAAAAUGUUUAAAGGUCUUCUGUAUACUGACACUUGAUUCUUUGUAAACAUGCGGAAAUAGAUAUAUUUUUAACUCUGUGGUUGAAACAUCAUGAUCUUUGUUUGCUCUAAUGAUAUGUUUAGUAUUUCUUCUUUCAUUCUCUCAUGGAA